AUGUCGCAAACCGAAGAAAGAGAAAUUUGUUACUUAAGGUGUAUAAUAAACUCUGGAAAAUUAGAAUUUGCUUGGUCAAUAAUUACACCAUCCACAUGGGACUGGAUUGGAUUGUAUGAAGACGGUAGCAAAUCAAAUAAAGAAUGGCUUAAUGGGCACUGGUUCUAUAUAAGUAAUAAUAGCGAAAGAUCGACUCUUCCUGAUGGUCGAUAUGUAUAUUCCGGCAAUCACUACAUUGGAACCGUUUCUGGAAUGAAUCAGAUCAGGCUAAACACCUAUGAAGCUUACGGAGAAUACCAAACUUAUACAUAUGCUAAUGUAUACAAUCAUGUAUUUGUAUACUUUGAUGAAAAUCGGGUUAAUUAUACACUUAAAGGAUUACAACAUAUUUUUGAUAGACAUAAAGAUCAUUGGGAAUUUACCGAAAAUGACCAUUGGAAUAGUCAAAACAAGGAGAAACUCCAGAGAACCCUUCAAGAGUUUAUUCACAGAAACAUAAGCAAUGUUUUUAGUGGAAGAUAUAAGAAUCAAGAUGCAUAUUUUAUAGUUGAUUCUGCUUCUCAUCAAUGUGUCAUAAUUUAUCGUGGAGGAGAUAAAGAUUAUCAAUUAUGGUCCGGAUGGAAACUAAGUAAUGCUCAAUAUGACUAUGUAACGAAACCACCAUUCAAAUUACGUGCAGUUGUACUUACGGUAUAUGAAAAUAUCCUUGAUGAAAUUGCCAACUCGGAAGGGGAAAGAGACGAUUUACUUAAACGAUUUGUAAAAGUUUACUUGGAUGAUAAAAACCGUUAUAGUAAUGAAGUAUAUGACCAAAUUGCAGAUUUUUUUGAAUUGGCUGAAAGUUACAUUCCACUAUCGUUUGAAGGAAGAGAUGAAGUGACGCCAGAAGAUAAUUAUGAGCUUGAUUAUGAAAAAAUAAAGAAGAAGGCGGAAACUAUUUUGGGAGUACUUGAAGAAUCAGCAAUCUGA
Molecule: messenger RNA, 969 nt
Organism: Funneliformis geosporum
Lineage: Eukaryota; Fungi; Glomeromycota; Glomeromycetes; Glomerales; Glomeraceae
Source: the annotation of a GenBank genome assembly